Molecule: messenger RNA, 2846 nt
Organism: Leptopilina heterotoma
Lineage: Eukaryota; Metazoa; Arthropoda; Insecta; Hymenoptera; Figitidae
Gene: MetRS
Product: methionine--tRNA ligase, cytoplasmic
Exons: 15
Coding region: 115-2754 (879 amino acids)
Biological process (GO): methionyl-tRNA aminoacylation
Cellular component (GO): cytosol; aminoacyl-tRNA synthetase multienzyme complex
Molecular function (GO): ATP binding; methionine-tRNA ligase activity
Source: RefSeq, a predicted model, not a curated record
AUGUAGCAGAUCAUAGCAGAUGUUCUAAUGAUUUCUUGUUCACGUGUUUAUUUUUUGUAUAUGAUCGAAUUAAUAUUUUAAUUGUUAUUUAUAUUUACUGAUUUAUUUAGAAAAAUGAUUGUGUCAACGAAUAAAGGAAAUCCUAAUACUUUAAAAUUUAUCAUUGCCGCUAAUAUAGCAGGAAAAGAAAUUACUGUAAAAGAAGUUGCAUUAACCCACAACAAUCUGGGAAGAUUACCUGUUUUAGAGGUAACAUCAGGACUUGAACUUUUUAGUACUUUUGCCGCUGUUGAGUUUUUAUCUCAAACUGAAGAAGAAUUCCGCAUUGUUACUAACAGGUGGUUAGAAUGGGACAUAACUCAAUUGCAGCCAGCACUAGUGUCUUAUUGUGGUUCAGGAACAUUGGACACGUCUCAUAAACCUCGGAUAUGGUCUCUGUUUAAAGAAUUGAAUGAAGCUUUAAAAGACAAAAAGUACUUAAUUCAUGCAAAAAAUGAUGCUUCAGUUGUGGAUUUAUUUCUGUGGGUAUCUCUUUGGGUUGCUGCAGAUAUUCCUGAAAUUAGUAAUUUAAUAUCCAAAGAGUUUCUUAAUAUAGAAAAUUGGUUAAAAAAUAUCGAAACGAAUCGAAUAGUUCAGCAAUCGCUAAAACAAUUCAAUUGUGAUAGAGGAAUAAAAGGAAUAUCAUGCAUUCAAGCAACAUCUUGGUUUCCUCUUAAUUUUUAUACUGGUGGCAAACAAUCUAAACCAAUCAAUGAUGCAAAUAUUAAAACUGAAAGUGAAGUAGCAAUAAGCGACGACGAACUUCGUUUAAUUCAAGACAGUUGGACAACUUCAUCGUACCGUUCAGUCGAACCAACGUAUCCUACGCCUGUUCCCGUUGAAAAGAAUUUUCUCAUCACAUCCGCUCUUCCUUACGUGAAUAACGUUCCUCAUUUAGGAAAUAUCAUUGGUUGUGUUCUUUCAGCUGAUAUUUUUGCAAGAUUUUGUCGUCAGAGGAAUUACAACACUCUCUUUAUAUGUGGAACGGAUGAAUAUGGAACAGCAACGGAGGCAAAGGCACUCGAGGAGAAAUUGUCACCGCAACAAGUUUGUGAUAAAUAUUUCAAUAUCCAUAAUGAUGUCUAUCGUUGGUUUAAUAUAGGUUUUGAUUAUUUUGGAAGAACCACGACAGCAGAACAAACCGAAAUUGUUCAAGAAAUGUUUCUGAGAAUCAAGUCACAAGGCUAUAUUUUUCCUGAAUCUGUAAAUCAACUAUUGUGCGAAAACUGCAAUCGAUUUUUAGCAGAUAGAUUUGUUGAGGGCAUUUGUCCGGAUUGCAAAUAUGAAGAUGCAAGAGGCGAUCAGUGUGAUGGAUGUGGGCAUCUUAUUAACGCGACUGAAUUAAUUAAGCCCCGUUGUAAAGUUUGCAGUAAGACGCCAAUUAUUAAGGCUUCCACUCAAUUUUUCCUCGAUUUACCUAAAAUUCAGGAUAAAUUGAAUGAAUGGGUGAACGAAGCGGAAGGCAAAUGGUCUCCAAUAGCGAGAGCCGUAACGAGACCAUGGCUCCGAGAUGGUUUGAAACCAAGAUGUAUUACAAGGGAUUUAAAAUGGGGAAUACCGGUUCCUUUGGAAGGAUAUCGGGAUAAAGUUUUCUACGUAUGGUUCGAUGCUCCAUUGGGUUACAUUAGUAUUACCAAAAGAUUCACCAAGUUUUAUGAGAAAUGGUGGAAACCUACUGAGAAGGUUGAUUUAUAUCAAUUUAUGGCGAAGGACAAUGUUCCUUUCCAUGCAAUUAUGUGGCCCGCGACACUCUUGGCUGCUGAUCAAGGACACACCUUAGUUAAACAUAUUGCUUCGACUGAAUAUCUCAACUACGAAGAUAAGAAGUUCUCCAAAUCGAGAGGAACUGGAGUUUUCGGCACGGAUGCAAUUGAAACAGGAAUUCCAGCAGAUGUUUGGCGAUUUUACUUGGCGUACAUUCGACCAGAAAAUCAAGAUUCCAAUUUCUCUUGGACUGACAUGGCUACCAAAACAAACAGCGAGCUGUUGAAUAACUUAGGCAAUUUCGUAAAUAGAGGUCUUAUGUUCGUCGAGAAGAAUUUCGACUCAAAAAUACCAAUUAUGGAACCACAACAAGAUGACUAUAUAGUUUUAGCCUUAAUACAAAGAGAAUUAACAAACUACAUUAGUUGUUUUUCGAAAACAAAAAUAAGAGACGCUUUAAAGCACGUUCUUGCAAUUUCGAAACAUGGAAAUCAAUAUCUUCAGUCACAAGAGCCCUGGGUAAAAAUGAAGGGUUCUGAAAAGGACAGAAAAAGAGCUGGAACUGUUGUUGGUAUUUGUGCUAAUUUAGCGGCUUUGCUCUCUGCACUUUUGAGUCCGUUCAUGCCAAGCACAGCCCGUCAAUUAAGAGGACAGUUGGGAAUGGACGAGAAGGAAUACGGCUACAUUCCUGAACUUGUAACAACGAUAUUAUCCGCUGGACACAAAAUUGGUAAACCAUCGCCACUGUUUACAAAAAUAGAAGCUGAACAGGUUGAUGCUUUGCGUCAAAAGUAUUCUGGAGAACAAGUUAAGUCUUCUCCUCAAAAUGCUAAGGAAUUAGAGGACAAAAUACUCCAACAGGCAACUUUAGUCCGCGAACUCAAGUCCAAGGAACCAAAAGCAGUAUGGCAACCACAAGUUGAAUUAUUAUUAAGUCUCAAGAAGCAAUUGGCAGAAUGCACCGGCGCCGCGAAAACCAGUACUGAAAAAAAGUCCAAGCACAAAAAGUAAAUGAUAACAAUGAAUUUAAAUCAUAAUAAUAAUUGUAUAUUUAAGACGUAUUGAAAAUUUCUUGAAAUAAAAAAUAAUUAUACAUAUUUAAA